UUUAGAUAUGUAUCAACAAUUUCUAUACUAGUACUACUCAACUUUAUACAACUACUUCUGCUCUACCCAUUUUUUUAUAUUUUUUAGUGAACUUUGUGUUGGUUUCUUUACUUGUCUCCACUGUUCUUCUCGUCCGCCUUUAUUUUAUUACUCAAACCUGUUAAAAAAAAAUUAAUUUUUUAACGUUUAACUUUUUUCUUUUACGAUAAUAUAAUGUAGUUUGUUCUUGUCCAUCUGUUACUCUAUUCUUGGAUGACGCUUUUAAGCUCGAAUUCUCGUCGUUUUCUGCUUUCUUCAUCUCCUGUACAAGCUUUUGUUGCUUUUUUUUUCUUUUCACUCUGUUCGAGAUACUCGUAUUACUAAUGUUUGUUUGAUCAGAUCAAUUAUAUAUCAAAACGCAUGCAUUUCCCUGCCAUUUCUUUUCCCGCUCUUGAGCUUAAACAAAGAAGAAAAAGUUUUUCUUUCAACAAAACUCUUAGACAAUAAAUAUACAAAUCUCACUCGAGGACCAAAAACUUGGUGAAAAAAGCAAAGCAAUAAAGAUGAAUACAAGAGUUCGCACUGCUGUUCAGUCUAUGAAGCCUCCUUUAAAGCAUGAUAAAAAGGAAGAAAUGGAGACUCAGGGACGCAAAGGACUUGGUGCUGGCAAAGCUGUGUCCAAUCGGCGUCGAUCCAACAGGGAAAGGAAAAUGGCCCUAUUACAAGAUGUUGAUAAGCUAAAGAGGAAGCUUAGACAUGAAGAGAAUGUUCAUAGAGCUUUAGAGAGGGCAUUUACUAGGCCUUUGGGGUCUCUUCCCCGUCUUCCUCCUUAUCUCCCUCCAUAUACAUUGGAGCUACUUGCUGAAGUAGCUGUUUUGGAAGAGGAGGUUGUUAGGCUUGAAGAGCAAGUUGUGAAUUUUAGGCAAGGUCUGUAUCAGGAAGCAGUUUACAUUUCCUCUAAGAGGAAUGCAGAGAAUUCGAAUGAUUCUGAUCAAUUGUCUCUUCGAAGUUAUAAACACCAGCGGUCUAAGUCUUUCUCCUGUAAUGAGAUCAAUUUGGCAUCAACACCGGCCAGGCCUCAACCUUCUCUUGGCAGAAGUACUUCAAGCAGAAAGCUACUGUCCACAGAUACAAUAAAUGAUCGAACAUCACAUAGUUUUAUUAGGACAAUGAAUGGAAAACAAUCUUCAGUUAAACCCAAUCCAUUUUCAUCUCAUUUGGAAGAUGGGCGAGGAAAAGAGAACCGUUCAUGUACUAACUCUGUGAAGGAUAAGCAAUCUCCGGAAAAGAAAAUUGCCAAAGUUGUUACCCCAGUUAAGAGACUUCCAAUCAAGAAUGAAGCACAUGAUCCCAAGGGUGUGGAUCAUUUAAAGUUGCAGCUAGAAUGUAGAUUAGAGGACCAGGAAAAAGCACAAGAGAGCUGUUCUGGUUCAUCCGGUGAUAGAUUAUCAGAAGUUGAAAGCUCACCAAACAAAUUGUCCGAGGAUAUUCUUAGAUGCUUGUGUAGCAUUUUUGUGAGGAUUAGCACACUGAAGGACAAAGCAGUGGAUUCUCGUGAAAGCAGUGAAGGAAGUAAUUGGGAUCCCUAUGGUACCCACUCUGAAGUCAGCCACGGUGAUAUUGGUCCAUAUACGAAUCUCUGUGCAAUUGAAGCAAGCUCACUUGAUCUCAAUCGAACCUCAAAUGCAUUGUUUCUGAUCCAUAGGCUGAAGUUCCUGUUUGGGAAGCUCGCCAUUGUCAAUUUAGAAGGUCUUACUCAUCAACAAAAGCUUGCAUUCUGGAUUAACACUUAUAAUUCCUGUGUUCUGAAUGCAUUUCUAGAACAUGGGAUCCCAGACACUCCUGAAGUGGUUGUAGCACUUACGCAGAAGGCAACAAUAGUUGUGGGGGGACACUUGCUCAAUGCAAUAACAAUUGAGCACUUCAUCUUGAGACUGCCGUAUCACUUAAAGUUUACAUGUCCUAAAGCGGCUAAAAAUGAUGAGAUGAAAGCGUGCAGUAUAUUUGGAUUGGAGUGGUCUGAACCCUUGGUUACAUUUGCACUCUGCUGUGGGAGCUGGUCCUCCCCUGCUGUGAGGGUGUACACUGCAUCUCAAGUUGAAGAAGAGUUGGAAAGUGCAAAGAGGGACUAUCUACAUGCAGCUGUUGGCAUUUCAAGGACAAACAAGCUGAUAAUCCCCAAGCUGUUGGAUUGGUAUCUUCUGGACUUUGCAAAGGACUUGGGCUCAUUACUCGACUGGAUUUGCCUGCAGCUACCAGAUGAACUCAGGAGUGCUGCAGUUAAAUGCCUCGAGAGAAGGAAAAUAGAGCCUAUUUCUCACUUAGUGCAAGUAAUGCCAUAUGACUUCAGUUUCCGGUUGCUUUUACACCGGUGAUACUUUUCGUCUCUAUAAUUCUAUGCUCUACUUUGUUUAUAUACUGGUAUAGUGGACAUGGUGCAAAUACAUAUAUAGUUAGCAUUUGUAAUCAA
This is a messenger RNA of Pistacia vera, 2449 nucleotides long. RefSeq lists its product as uncharacterized. The transcript has 11 exons. The record is from RefSeq and is a predicted model, not a curated record. NCBI's taxonomy places the organism in Eukaryota, Viridiplantae, Streptophyta, Magnoliopsida, Sapindales, Anacardiaceae. The coding region runs from base 543 to 2354 and encodes 603 amino acids.